This is a messenger RNA of Phyllotreta striolata, 1606 nucleotides long. NCBI's taxonomy places the organism in Eukaryota, Metazoa, Arthropoda, Insecta, Coleoptera, Chrysomelidae. The record is from the annotation of a GenBank genome assembly.
UGGUGAUGAAAAUUCAAGUUUCGCAAUGAAUAGAACUUACCUUCAAUCGUAUUGAGGAUCUUGCAACAAAAGAUAAUAUGACGGAAUAUUCUGUUAAACAGCCACCGCAGUCGUAUAACGGAACGUUCGAGGGAAUAGACUACGGUGUAUUGGUGCCGGCGAAUUCCAGUCCAAGUUCAGUUUCUAACCACUACGACCCUUCGAUGUCUCUAUUAGUCCAAUUCGCCUGGAGCGGAGUAUUCUUGUUUAUGAUCACGACCGCAACUUGCGGGAAUUGCAUCGUUAUUUGGAUUGUGAUAGCUCAUCGAAGGAUGCGAUCGGUUACCAAUUACUUCCUUGUUAAUUUAAGCGUGGCCGAUCUCCUUCUAACCACAUUCAAUUGCAUCUUCAACUUCAUCUACAUGCUUCAAAGAAAUUGGCCGUUCGGUAGUUGGUACUGCACGAUUAGCAAUUUUAUGGCAAAUGCUACGGUUGCCGCAAGCGUUUUCACAUUGACGGGAAUUUCAUGCGACAGAUACUUGGCUAUUGUAUAUCCGCUGCAGCCCCGAAUGUCGAAAUCCUCGUCAAUUUUCACAAUCACUUUUAUUUGGACAGCCAGUUUGAUGCUUGCUAUACCGUGUUUGCUCUAUUCCAGAACAGUGACAUAUCCUGCGAAAGAUAAGCCGAGAACAGGUUGCAUACUGGUGUGGCCGGAUGAAAAGCUUUAUGGAUCCACGUAUGAUUUAUGGUAUCAAAUGAUCUUCUUGCUCAUUACGUACAUCAUUCCGAUGGUUCUGAUGUUGAUUUGCUACACUAUCAUGGGCUCCGUACUCUGGGGAUCCCGUUCGAUCGGCGAAAAAACCCAACGGCAAAUUGACGCAAUAAAAUCGAAGCGAAGGGUGGUGAAAAUGUUCGUCUCGAUCGUCGUGAUUUUCGGCGUCUGCUGGCUCCCCUAUCACGGCUAUUUCAUCUACGUCUACUUCGACACGAAUAUUCUCUUCAAAAAAUACACCCAGCACGUCUAUCUGGGAUUCUACUGGUUCGCCAUGUCGAACGCCAUGGUCAACCCGCUCAUCUAUUAUUGGAUGAAUGGAAGGUUUCGCAAAUACUUCAAAUCAGCCGUGUGCGCCGGGUUAACUUGCAGAGCCCGCAGGAAAAACACAGAAGAAUCGCAGCAUUUCAACGACCGACAAUUUCAGUCGCUUUCAAAAUCAGGUGGUAAUGGAACAAUUAAAAUCCGAGUCACCAGCCCCAGGGACAAAGAGCAGCGGUAUCGUAACGGAAACCCGCUGCAGGAUCAAGCUCCGGUCCGCAGAACGAACAGCGCCGAUUCGGAGAGCUUGAAGAGCAGGAAGUGGUCGGAUCGGUCGCGGAAAAAAAUCAAAAUCACCGAAUUAUAAGUAGUUGAGUGAUUGUUAAACGACAAAAAAACAAAUAAACUUUGUGAUAUUUUCAAUAGCAUCAGAGAUAAUUGAAUUAUAAUCGGCGAAUAGGGCGAGUCGGUUAUAUGUUUAUAUUGAAAGCGGUGUUGUAAUAGAGUAAUUGUGAAUGUUUAUAAAAGAAAAUUCGUCGUGCAUAUUUUACAUUGUUACUGUGUUGAUAAUAUUAAAAAUAAAUUAUAUGUAUG